CUGGACUUCCGGAGAAUUAACCCGCGCGUUUCGAAAAGUCGUACAGAAGUUGCAGUAAGGAAUCUUUAAGUUAUAGGGACGUAUAGGACAAAAUGGUUUGGGACGUUGUGAAUGCUAACUUUGAAGGAGAUGAAACAGUGAAUUUUGGGCCAAGGAAGGAAUCUGGUAUAGCCCUGUAUCAGAUUGACACAAUAGCAACUGUUUCCCCCAGGAAAGAGACUGUGGUUCAGAAUUCCCCUCGCAUUGUGACGUCCAUACUUGGAGAACUAUCAUGCAUUGCUGUGGAAAUGCAUGCAUCCAUUUUCAAGGACUGUCAAUUUUCUGGCACACUGGAAUUAGAGUCCCCGGUGGAGGAGAUGGAGUGGAGUCCAGAUGGUUGUCUGCUGGUCGUCGGGGACAUCCAGGGCAAAAUCUUCGUGAUUAACUCUGAUACCAUGGAGACUGUCUAUUCAACUAGAGUGUGUCAACAGGGGCCCGGAGGAAAUGCCUUCAGCAGAAUUGCUUUCUACAGCAGAACUGAUGUUGAGUAUGACCUGUUAAUCCUGAGCAGCAAUGGACAACUGAUGGUUCUGUCCAAAUUGACACCAGACAUUUUCCUAUCUGAAGACAAAGGCAAAACAGCUAUGUCAGUUAAGGACAAGAUGACGAUUAUCCAGACAGCAGAACAACACACGGAGGGAGUGACAGAUGUCAUCACCAUCGGGGACACCAUCAUUACUAUGGGUUGUGGGAAUCGCAUCCUGGCUGUCUGGGAGUUUGAUAAUGGAUGCCUUCAGCUGACUGACGAAGUCUGCAGUAACAUGUUAAAUGGUGCUGGAAUUCUUCAAGGAAAAGUAACAACUGAUGGAGUCCACCUCUUCCUACUUGACUGUAAUCACACCCUGAGUUUAUGGAAUCUACCCAACCUUACACUGUUAAAACAGUGGCGAGAUCUAGAUGUGGAACAGUUCCAGCUUCUGGAGACGAAGGAUGUCAAGGACCAGAGCUUUGAAGGUAUGAAGCUUGUGAUUCUCACCAUGACUAAGGACUGGAGAAGUACUUUAAUCAUCCAGAACCUGCCAGACUGUCAAAACAUCUACACUCUACAACUCAAUGCCCCAUCUGUCAUCUCCAAGUGUCUCACUAUUCAGGAAACCUUGUAUGUUGCGGAGUGUUGUGGUGAGCCAAGCUCUCCAGAAUCUGUGUCAACAGUAAGGUUCCGAUGUCUAACAGAGACAAACCCUCAGACAAGGUUGUAUCGUAUAUUACACAAGAAUCAGUUUGAAGAGGCUGAGCAAUUUGCCAAGAUAUUCGGACUCAAUACUGAGAUUGUGCAAAAGAAGAAGUUGGAACACUUGCUGGAACAGCUGUCACCAUGGAAUGUGAUGAAGUAUGGGGAAGACAAGAUUACAGAGAUGAUAGCACAGCUUUGGAUAUGUAUGGACCUUAUCCAUGAUGACCCUCAUGUGUGUGAACUGGCUAUGAGGUCUACCUUGCCACAAAUGGACACCACUAGAAAUUUGUUGUCUUACUGCAGGAAAAGGCUUGAAAAGUAUGCUAAAUCCAAAAUUGAUGAGAGUGACAAAAAAAAUCAACAGAAACUUAUGAGCAAGUUGGUGGAUAUCCAGAACAGAUUGAUUACAUUUGGUGUAGCCUUUGGAGAGGAAAAGUACAGUGGAGAAAAGUGGGAGGUUUUCCUGAAGGCAAACCUACUACAACAGGCCAUCAUGCUGUUUGAACAGAGAAAUCUGUUGGCUGGACUGGUUAUAUGGAUUAGACAUGAGGCUGAAUGGCAAUCUAAUCUGACGACAUCACUGACCAGCAAAGUGUUGUCAUGGUUACCAGAACAAGUAACAGCCAAGGAGGUACUGGGUCUGAUGAGAGAUACACUCAUCCCGUCUAUAUCCAGGUUACAUCCAGACUCAUUGGCACUUCUGAUCCAUUGGAUUAUACAGAAGGCAAAGAACAUGGAACUACAGGAGAAGGCUGCCUGGCCUAUGAAUGCCAUCACUUUUCUCAAGUCCAUCCAUAAAAGCUUAUGCCGAGUAACAAAAAUUAGCCACUCGGACUUUCUGUGUACAGCUUCUGACAUGGCCUACAGGACCAGCCUCGACCCAGCAACUAUCACCGAGCCUAUACAUGUCCUCAUUAAUAACCUGAAACACCUGCAUGACCUUCACACCAAGUACAGGUGUAAACUCACCUAUGGCCAGUUUAUACAGGAAACAACAGAAAGCGUUACAUUCCGGAUGCUGGAUGAAGUGGUAGCGGUGGAGUUGAUGGACCAGACAUUGGACACAUACAUCCGACCCUACAUGAGGGAGCAUGGGCUGAAAGAAGACAACAUAUUCUCCCAGUACAUCAAGGAUCUACUUGAGCGGGUUGGGGCAGUUACUACAUACCGCAGUGAAACUCCAUGGGAGGCCAAAGUUAUCGCUGUCACCCAUCGUAUAUCAGGACCAGAGGAGAAAUGUUAUGCUAUCACAGAGGCGAUGAAGUGGGCACCCAUCCCAUGGAGUAAGGAGAUUGACAAACUCGUCAAAGCUGGACUUGAGCUUAACCACCCGAAAGUGGUUCAACUCCAGAAGCAAUGUCACAUUGUGGAGGUGAAGAAGUUGAUGCUUAAGUAUGGUCUCAAGAAUAUGGCUGUACCUGACCGCAGCAAUGCUGACAAACUUCUGUAUCUGAUGCUGGGCCACAACAGUGAGGGAUGUAUGGAGGACGCUCUGUGUGUAAUGGAGUCUUACAACAUCAAGAUGGAGAAAGAUCUUUAUAUCUUUAGGCUCAGAAUCCUUGUCACCAAAGACAAGGUGGAGGAGGCUGUAGGCUUGCUUAAGUCUCUGUCUAUGGACAUGGCCUACACCUGUGGCCUACGGAUCCUCAACCUAGUCAAGGUGGUCCUUAACGACAUGCUUGUCAUUGACCAACAGGGAAAUGAAAAAAUGAAACGACUCUUUACAGAAGCAGGAAUGUACAUAGCCAGACAUUUACUUACCUUCACAAAUGAUUACUUGGAAGCCAAGGAACUGAAGGGUCUCCUAGCUAACCUGCAGUGUCUGAGGGCCUUACAGGUUGAGUUUGGAAAGCAUCUGACACUUGCAGAAUUUGAGGAUGAGGCUUUCAGGAAUUCAACCCUUGUUGUCCAUGUAACAGAGUUCUACCUACAGCGAUCACAGGACGAAAGUGGAAGCAACUUUGCCAAAAUCUACAGACUAGCGGACAUUCUUCGUAUACCUAAGAUACGAUUACAGGGAGAGUUAGCCAUAGAGGCAGCAAGGACUGGGGAGGUGCAGGCUGCUCUCAAAAUGUGCAGGGAACUGUUCGAGUCUGACCCAUCGGUCGAGACAGCGGACAUGUUGUACAAAGUAGCCAUGGCCUUUGUCCAUCUACAGGCCAAUGCAGAGAACAACAAUGUGAGCGUCAGUCGUCUACGGGAUCUGCCCAACAUCACCUACAGACUGGCCUGUCAGUCUGCCUCUGUCUGCUCACCAGACCAACUUGUACAGUGUUUGGAGCUGUGUACAGCUGCCGAGUUGAGUCUGUCAGUAAACAACCAGUGUGAGGCUGGGGAACACAGCAUGGGGUUAGAGGAAUGGUACCCAGAUAUGCAGUCACCAGGUGACCAACUGACUGAUGACAAGUUUGACACAACAUUUAAGGAGGAUGCCUUAGUGAUGAAUUCCAGUGUUAUUAUGCCUUUGGUCAGCCAGUACCAGCUGACCGCUAGUGUCUUGGCCAGACAAGAAUCUUGUUGCACAGAGGAGGAAGAGAAUGGCACAAUGUUGCCCAUACAGAAGAUGGGUCGCCAUAUUGUACCAGUCCUGCAGCAUCUCAAAGACAACAGUCACAUGGAGUUAGCAUACAGAUUCUCCAUUCACAUGCUGUCACGUUCCACUGAACACGUCACACAGUUUGAUAUGGGCUUACCACACAGGACAGAUGAACUGUCUAAACUGGCAGAGGAGCAGCAGGCUAUACUGAGGGACGUGGAGAUGAUGGCCGGCCCCUGGAUCAAGACCAUAGUCACUGCAGUUCUGAUGAAGAUAUUUAACAGCCAGAAUAUUGACCAGAGCCUCGGCAUGAUGUACAUGGCAAGCCGCACAAAGAGGGAGGGAGAGGAGUCCUUAAUGAAGAUUAUACGAUCUACAGGACACAACUACAAAAAGCUCAAGGCUCUAGCUAAAGUUGGCAUUGCAAUUGGCCAGCUUCAUCAUGAACCCAAUUUGAUAAAAAUGUGUGAAACACUGGAGAAAAAUGCCACGUGGGGUCACAGACUUGGCAAAAUCAAGAUAAGUUUCAAAGAAGCUUUCCAGAAACCAUCUUCAGAGAAGAUCAAGCUGCUGCCCCUGAUUGCCCAGUGUGAGGCAGCAGACAUGUCACUGGUGAAGGACUUCUGUAGUGACUUUAACUUGGACCAGGAUGAAGGCCUACUGCUGUUCCUCGACCACAUGUUCACGUUACCAGACCAUGUGACUCUAGGCGUGUUGGCCAAGCGGUCACUCCUAGCUAAGGCUCGUGCAACCAUUCAAGAAAUCAAGGAAGACCAUAUUCUUCUGAACAAACUCCAGAUUAUCUACAAAAAGACUGAUGCAUAUGACUAUGAGACCCUAGAAUUUCUCCUGAAUGAAAUGCAGAAUAUAGACCGAGAUCCUCAAAGAGAAACCAGUUUGAAGCUGUUAAGUUACCUGAAGGUGUAUAUCCGUAGAAAACCCCCAGCAGAGUAUGAGUUACGCUACCAGCCUGAUGGAGAUAAGGAAGAUCUGAGGAUCAUUAUGGACAUGCUGCCACCAAACAGCAAGACGAGACUUCCUCUUCACCCGUUCAACGAGGGCGAGGCAUGGAAAAUCAUCACACCAGAACUGGAGAAAGAAACAGUGAUGACUUGGCUGCCCAUUGCUGACCUGUUGAAGCUAUCCGCAGACCAGAUCUACAUUGUGACUGUCCAGAACAUGGUGCGCAAACAUGUGCAGCUGAACAAGAAGCCAGCGGUGGGCAGUGCAGCAAUCAUGGACAAGAGCCUAUGGAACUGGAAUGUAAAGGAUGCCAACUUGUCGCUGCUCAGCGAUGUCCAGAUGCUGCUGAGGAACGUGUCCAAAUGUGAGCUGGCCCUGGCCUGUGCUAGCUGGAUGGUUAAAGAACUCCCACUUGGUGCUGAGAAGGUAGAGGCUCUACAGGGAUGUAUUCGCUAUGCAGAGUUGUGGCAUAGAGCUGUUAAAGACAAGACGACAGAGAAAGAAAAAGCCAUGAAUGCCUUUGUAAAGUUUACUGGGAUGUGGCAGAGACUGGCGACAGAGCAGGUUCUCUUCGUAUAUAAGGUGGCCGAGACUGAACUCGUAUCACUGGCAGGCAACCCCAACAAACUCCUUCUCAAGUUGUACGAACACAACAGCAUCGUCGACCAGGAAAUUGCAGAGAAGGACAAACCUGACAUCCACAGGAUUGCCGAGGACAUAGCCAGUAUUCAUAACGUAGACCUGGAGCAGCUUCGACUCUCUCUGCUGUACAGAUGGCUGCCAUCCGUCAAAUCCAAACAGGGGGGCUCAGACUCGACUGUGACAUUUAGUUUUGAUCAACUUAACCUGGGAGAUGAGACGAUGAUGUCCGCAGAUGACGAUGAUGAGGAUGCUAAUCUCAGAAGAGUGCUGUAUAUACUGCAGAGAGGAUCGAGAGAGAAGAAUGCCAUGUUCUUGUUUGAGUUUGCAUUUAAGGAAAAGAAGAUGGAGGAAGCUUGCAACAUCACGAACAUGUGUCGUGUGCGAGCUCUGCGCUGUCUUCUGCAGAUAGGGGACAAAGCUGCCAUACAGAAAUUGUUCCACAAAUCUCUGGAUCAAGUAAGACACAUGAUGAGGAUGAUGCUGUACUUGGUGGACCUGGAAAAUCUCCAUAUCCUCCACACAGUACAGAGUUUUGAGGAGGCCAAUAAGGAGGGACUUAUCAAGGGUAUCUGGAGGAAUCAUCGCCACCAAAAAACUGCAGCCCUGCUGGUGGCUUCUCUGUGCCUCGACUACAACAUACACGACCUCCAGCUCUGGACCAGUGUGCUGCAACAACUACACUCAUUCCAGCUGUUGUCUCCCCUGGAAUACGUGCUGAAGAGACUGGCUAGUGUUGUGAAGAUGAGACAGAUACCUGUGCUUCCCAAUCUUUGGCAGGUCAUCCUCUCUACUCCCUUAACUAAAGUUGCUGUCCACUUGACUCUCAGCCAAACAGAGCUGUGUGUGCGAUACUUCAACCUCAUCCUUCAUUGCCCAGUGUUGAUAGACAUCGACUUGUUGUCCUUGUCCAGACAUUACCAGAAGCUGGAAAUGCCAUCCUGUGCACUCGGCUGCCUGCUGCUGGCCAAACAUUUACAUCAGGACCAUAUCAAGGCCUACUUGUCGGAGGAUGCUGUGGGAUUACUAGAAAACGCCAAACACCUUCUCAACUUUGGUCUAGAUCAGUCCACCUUUCAAAGCAUCGUUACUCUGUCACAAGAUCUCAUCUAAACAAGCAAUAGCUACAUACA
Mizuhopecten yessoensis (Yesso scallop) is the source of this 6484-nucleotide messenger RNA. RefSeq names its product kinetochore-associated protein 1-like. The record is from RefSeq and is a predicted model, not a curated record. Gene Ontology annotation, cellular component: RZZ complex; cytoplasm; kinetochore microtubule. The transcript is spliced from 60 exons. Lineage: Eukaryota; Metazoa; Mollusca; Bivalvia; Pectinida; Pectinidae. Gene Ontology annotation, biological process: mitotic sister chromatid segregation; mitotic spindle assembly checkpoint signaling; protein localization to kinetochore involved in kinetochore assembly. Gene Ontology annotation, molecular function: small GTPase binding. The coding region runs from base 93 to 6464 and encodes 2123 amino acids.